Acipenser ruthenus (sterlet) is the source of this 2481-nucleotide messenger RNA. RefSeq names its product fibulin-5-like. The coding region runs from base 380 to 1741 and encodes 453 amino acids. The transcript has 11 exons. The record is from RefSeq and is a predicted model, not a curated record. Gene Ontology annotation, molecular function: calcium ion binding. Lineage: Eukaryota; Metazoa; Chordata; Actinopteri; Acipenseriformes; Acipenseridae.
GAUUCAAACCAGCUGUUGCCAAAUGCUAUAGGGCCCCCAUUUGCAUUAUUAAACAGCCUUUUGGAAAAUGGAAGUGUUCAUUUUAAGCAUUCCUUGUCCAAUCGGUCUAUCGCUCGGAUGACAGGCAGGAGCUAAAUAAAACCAGGUGCUCAUUUUGCUUUGCAGCCCAGCGUCUGAGGGAAGUUCAGAGUGGUGCAGUUAGUGAGUGCCUGGUCCUGGGUUAUUAGUACUGUAGUACAGAGUAGACACACCACCACCUAAGGAAUUGCAGACUGGCUGAAAGUGUGUUUGUUUCAAGAGGAAAAAUAUUAGGGGGAUAAGAAAUACUUUGGGACUUGCUGUGAAGACUCUGGAAGACACAAACGUCAAGACAAUAAGAAUGCUUUCAGCACUGCUGUUAAUUCUGCUGCACGUCCACUUAGGAAGCACUCAGCCGUGCUCUCAAGGGUUCCAUGCUGAGCGACAGACAGGACAGUGCAUAGAUAUUGAUGAGUGUCGGUUGUUCCCAAACACCUGCAGAGGGGAUAUGAGGUGUAUCAAUCAGAACGGAGGGUACCUGUGUGUUCCACGGACAUUCGGGGGGGGUACGACCUAUGCAAGGCCGAACUCCCCAUCCUUUCCUGGCUUGACCUAUCCAGAUUCCUCAGUGCCCCUCUCAAAUCCCUUCCCUCCUGCCCCUGUCCCUGUUCCAGCACCUAACUUCCCCACACCAGGAAGAUCGAUCCUCUGUCGGUUUGGGUACGUCAUGAGUGAAGACAACCAGUGUGUCGAUAUCGAUGAAUGUGCCACCGAUGCCCACCAGUGCAACCCCACCCAGAUCUGCAUCAACACGGACGGAGGAUACACCUGCUCCUGCACAGAUGGCUACUGGCUUGUUGAAGGACAAUGCCUGGAUAUAGAUGAGUGCAGGUAUGGAUACUGCCAGCAGCUGUGUGCCAAUGUUCCAGGAUCCUACUCUUGUACCUGCAAUCCAGGCUUCAUCCUCAAUUCUGACAGCAGAUCGUGCCAAGAUGUGGAUGAAUGUGAUGGAGAAAACCCCUGCGGCCACAACUGUUUCAACACCUACGGCUCCUUCCUGUGCCGCUGUGAUACUGGCUUUGAACUGGGAGCUGAUGGCAUUACCUGUGAGGAUAUGGAUGAGUGUGGUUUCUCAGAUUUCCUUUGUCAGCAUAAGUGUGUGAACCAGCCAGGCUCAUAUUACUGUAUCUGCCCUCAGGGGUAUUCAAUCUUUGAGGAUGGCAGGGAGUGUCAAGAUAUCAAUGAAUGUGAGACGGGUAACAACAACUGUACAUCAGCACAAGUAUGUUUCAAUUUCCAGGCAGGAUAUAAAUGCUUAGACCCUGUCAAUUGUGAAGAGCCUUACAUCGAACUCAGUGAAAACCGCUGCAUGUGCCCUGCAGACAACAUUGGCUGCAGGGAAAAGCCUUUCACAAUCCUAUACAAGUACAUGGACAUGGCCGGUGGGGGGCGCAGUGUACCCACCGAUGUGUUUCAAAUGCAGGCGACCACUCGCUAUCCUGGAGCUUACUACAUCUUCCAGAUCAAAUCAGGCAACGAGGGCAGAGAGUUCUACAUGAGGCAAACCGGGCCCAUCAGCGCCACCCUGGUUCUUACAAGACCGAUCAAAGGACCGCAGGAGGUCGUGCUGGACCUAGAGAUGGUCACUGUCAACAGUGUCGUUAACUUCAGGGGCAGCUCUGUCAUCAGGCUGACAAUAUUCGUCUCUGAACACUCCUUCUGAUCCCCUGGCCCUUCAGACACAUCGAGGGCACUUUCCCUUUUCCACUAUGCAGCUUGUCUUGUUUUAAUGGAUCUGUUGCUGCAGGCAUUUGUAAUCCAAAUUACAAACUGAGAAUCCAGUGCUUUCUAGAAUGGAGCAGGGUUGAACCAUUCCAGAGUGGUGUCAAAAUAUAUUACAAACGCAUCUAUUACACAAUUGUUUCACUUAUUGUAUGCUAUGGUAAAAAUCUUUCAAACUCACCAGUGCAAUUUAAAUAGUAAAACAAUCACAGGGUUAUAGAUUUACUGCAUUAUUUCAGUGAGUUUAACCAUACGCAUGUAAGGCAUUUCAGCAUAAUGUUUUGUAUUUGUAGUUCAUAAAGUAAAGGAAUUGGCCUAUAAACAAUGUUAAAGGGGAUUCCUCUCCUUAAUAAAAUUGUUUAUUAGACAGAAUUGGAAAGAAUUUUUAUCAUCCACGGGCAUGCUAUAAAUAGUGACCAAAAAAAAAACCUAAGCUUAACACUUUUUUUCCGCCAUGGACAUAUUAUAAAAUAAACCUGAUGGAUAUAAUGUUAUUACUUCUCAGUACAGAAUACGGCUGCUGCCAAAAAUAUAAUACCUCCUAAUCACUAAAACAUAUGAGUACUAUUGAAUUUUGGCAGUAACUUAUGAAGAGAUAUACUGUGUUUUUUUUUAUUAUUAUUCCAGCUUUCAUGUAUAUAUUUCCUUUGUUUCAAUGAGAAAACCUGGGGGGGGGGGGGG